AUGGCCUCCGACAGCCUCUCUGAUGCACGUGCCUCUGACAAGAUCGCGGAAGAGCUCGUUGCGGAGGAACUUGUUGAACAAGUUAAUAUUCAUGGAGAAAAGAUCCUUGACGACGAUCGUCCUUUCGGUGAUGCGGGUGGAAGAAAUCAACGAGAGCGAGCAUUGUUGAGAAAGCAAGACCUCAUGAUCAUGCCCCUCAUGACUCUGAGCUACAUGUUCAGUUAUCUGGAUCGAGCACAGAUUGGAAAUGCCCGCAUUAUGGGACUUCAGAAGUACUUAAAACUCGACAAUUCGCAGUACUACAACUGCUUGAUGAUCUACUUCGUUGGAUUCGCCGUUGCAGAACUGCCAUGUGCCCUCUUGUUGCGCAAGAUAUCUGCCAACUAUGUCUACGGACCUGCUGUGAUCCUCUUCGGGAUUGUGACCAGUUUCAUAUCCGUCAGUGGCAGCUACGCUGGCCUGAUGGUAUUACGGCUCUUACUUGGGAUUGGGGAAGCAGUGAUUACCACCGGUUUUCUCUACCUCAAUCUAUGGUACAGACGAGACGAACUCGCGUGGAGAUCUGGCUGGUUUUUUGCCUCGUCUGCUGUGGCUGGCUUGUUUAGCGGUCUGGUCGCCUGGGCUGUGGCAAAAGAUCUGGAGGGCGUAGACGGACGGCAUGCAUGGCAAUGGCUCUUUCUGGUGGAGGGGAUUCCGACAAUAGCACUGGGAAUCAUGGUCUGGCUGCUGCUUCCUCGCCUGCCAGAUCAACUGAUCAAAAACCCAUUUUUGACGUUCAGAAAUCGUGGAGAGAGGGAGCUGAUCUUACGGCGCAUGAUUGAGAGAAAGUCCUAUUCCUCAACAACGACCAAAAAUGACGCCGAUGUCAAAAUCGACUUUCGCCAGAUUUUCGCAGCGCUGAAGGACAUGAAAACCUGGUUUGGUGCAUUACUCAUGGCCGGGAGAUCGGAUACUCAGCAUGUCGCCCUAAUCGCUGGGUGCUGCUUUGUGGCCUCUGGGUCGACGCCUGCUGUGCCAAUCGCUGCCGCCUGGGUGACUUCAAUUCACGCUGGGUACACCAAGAAGUCCACGAUGUUCACCAUAAACAUGUUCUUUGUCGAGGGUUACGCUAUCAUCGCAACCCAAAUCUAUGAUACUCCUCCACGUUUCUUGAAGGGCCACGGUGUCACUCUGGGCCUGGUCGGAUUGGCAACCAUAUGCACAGUUCUGUUGUACUUUCAUCUGUAUCACGAGAACAAGAAGAGAGAUGCAGUUGCGAGACAGCUCGACGAGAGGGGUGAGGUCCAUCCUUUGGCUUCAAAGUCCCUGGAAGAAGUAUACGAUUUCCAUCCAGCCUUCAGAUAUUGGCUGUGA
Exophiala xenobiotica is the source of this 1353-nucleotide messenger RNA. RefSeq lists its product as uncharacterized. The coding region runs from base 1 to 1353 and encodes 450 amino acids. The transcript has 8 exons. Gene Ontology annotation, cellular component: membrane. NCBI's taxonomy places the organism in Eukaryota, Fungi, Ascomycota, Eurotiomycetes, Chaetothyriales, Herpotrichiellaceae. Gene Ontology annotation, molecular function: transmembrane transporter activity. Gene Ontology annotation, biological process: transmembrane transport. The record is from RefSeq and is a predicted model, not a curated record.